Guillardia theta CCMP2712 is the source of this 411-nucleotide messenger RNA. RefSeq lists its product as hypothetical. The record is from RefSeq and is a predicted model, not a curated record. The transcript has a single exon. NCBI's taxonomy places the organism in Eukaryota, Cryptophyceae, Pyrenomonadales, Geminigeraceae. The coding region runs from base 1 to 411 and encodes 136 amino acids.
AUGUGGAAAGCGCUGAGUCAGAUGCUAAGGACAGAUCCAAGCGUCAAGCUCAACAUCGUCGGAGGCGACUUUAAUGCAUCUCGAAAACACCCUGAGAUCCUCAUGAGAGAAGGAUACGGGAACAUUACAACGCUUGGUUGGUAUGUCUCGAUCAGGUAUCCCAGGCCCUCGAUGACCAGGCCCUCGAUGAUUAUCACUGCGCCGGGUUCGAUCACAAGUGCCGACAUGGCCUUCAGUUCCAUUGACUACUUCCAUUCUCCGAUUUACAACUCCGACGAUAUUAAGGUUUGGUGUUACAGUACCGGGUUUUCAGCCGUAAUGGCCAUCAUCGUCAUUCGGCGCUCCAUUGACUACUUCCAUUUCGACAACUUCCUUUCAUUGCCUUGUGUUUCUAACUCAGUAAAGAACUAG